Molecule: messenger RNA, 819 nt
Organism: Penicilliopsis zonata CBS 506.65
Lineage: Eukaryota; Fungi; Ascomycota; Eurotiomycetes; Eurotiales; Aspergillaceae
Exons: 1
Coding region: 174-728 (184 amino acids)
Molecular function (GO): FMN binding; riboflavin reductase (NADPH) activity
Source: RefSeq, a predicted model, not a curated record
ACUAGAAUGAAGCUCCUAGGUCUUCUUCCAUCAUGUAGGCCGCAAAGGGGUGAGUGGUCACUCUACCCCGAGGCCCUGAUCCAACUAACGGUCCAGUCUCUACAAGAAAGCACUUUACAACUUCUUCAACCCCAUCUUCACCUUCCUCUCUCUCCAACAGUGUCCGCCUCUUAAUGCGCCAUGUCCCCCACCCCGUCGCAAUCAUCACAUCCACCGAUCCGCGCAAUGGAUCUGAUUCCCCGGCACGCGGAAUGACCGUCUCCUCCUUCAACACGGUCUCCCUGUCCCCCUCCCCGAUCAUCUCGUUCAAUGUGCGCCGCCCCUCGGAAACCCUGGCUGCUUUGCUUCUCUCAGACCGCUUUCUCGUCCAUCUCCUCGCGCCUAACCUGCGCACUGCUGCUCUGGCCCGUGCGUUCUCGCGCGGAAAUAAUACUCGCACCGAGUUGGAGGACUUUGAGUUCACGCAAUACCUUUCAGAAGAAGGAAAGGUCCCUUUGUCUCUUCCGCUUUUGAGGGAGAAAGAGGAACAUGCGAAAGGAUCGGAUAUCCCCUUCGUGCUGGAAUGCAAGGUUCAUCAGCAGGUCCAGGUCAACGAUCAUACAGUCGUCCUGGGGCAGGUCCUACAUACACUCGGCCAGAUAGCGGAGAGUCGGCGCAGUGAGGCGGAUGAAUUGUGUUUGACCUAUGCCGAUACCAGGUUCUGGCGUAUGGGUGAUCAAAUAGACUAAUUGUACAGUAACAUUAAAAGAAACAACCUAGACAUAGAAGUACUCUCAACUUUUAUUCCUAUCUAUAUAGACUGCCGGUGAUAGACUGAAC